AUGCCUUACAAAUCUCGCUGGACCGUUUCCGUCCCUGACUGCUCCUUACCGACCUUCCUUUUCAAAUCUCCUACGCACGACUUGGGCGAGAACCGUGCCUUUUCUGAGGCUGCCCGUCCCGAAACUCACUACAUCACCCGUAAUCAGUUUCGUUUGUGGGCGCAACGGUUUGCCCUUGGUUUGCUCAGGUCCAAACACUUCAAGAAAGGGGACAGGGUGUUACUAUUCAGUGGGAAUGAUCUCUUCGUGCCCGUGGUUUUCAUGGGCGUCCUGUGCGCAGGCGGCAUUUUUACUGGCGCGAACCCGACCUUUGUUGCGCGAGAGUUAGCCCACCAACUAAAGGACAGCGGCUCCACAUACCUGCUGUGCUCGGACGCUGCUGUUGAGACAGGUAUUGAAGCUGCUAAGCUAGCUGGCCUAGAUCCGCGAGAGAGGGUUUAUGUGUUCAAUUCAAAAAUAUUCGAUGGCGAGACCCAGGGGGUGCACGGCCUUAGAUAUUGGAGCGAGCUCUUCGCAUCAGAGCAAGAUGCCCGUGGGUUCCGGUGGGAUGAUCUAGCGGGGCCCGGCGAGUGUGAUACGACCCUGGCUCUCAAUUACUCCUCCGGUACAACAGGAGUACCGAAAGGUGUAGAAAUCACGCACAAGAAUUACAUCUCUAACACACUUCAGGUCGCGCAAAUGGCCACUCUAUUUGCCGACUAUAAGGCUCGUAAUGCCCGAGCUUCGUGGCUUUGUUUUCUACCACUUUAUCAUGCAUAUGGGCAAACCUUCUUUGUCGCAGGGGCGUUCAACAGGAGCGUCCCCGUGUAUAUCAUGCCCAAGUUCGAUUUUCUGAAGUUCCUUGAAUACACCCAGAGGUUUAAAAUCACAGAUUAUCAGCUUGUUCCACCAAUUGCAGUGCUUCUAGCUAAGCACCCUGCUGUGAAAGACUACGACUUGAGCUCGGUUGAGAACAUUGGCUGUGGUGCAGCGCCUUUGGGAAGAGAUGUGUCUUUGCAGAUCGAGAACAGGCUGGCCAGUGGAUUGAAUUUGAAGCAGGGUUGGGGAAUGACUGAAUGUACGUGCUCUCUGCUUGGAUGGGACCCCAAUCAGAUCUCGACUUCCGCGGCAGUCGGCGAACCAAACGCAAACUGUGAAGCCAAGAUCAUGACCGAGGAUGGCACCGCAGAGGUCACAGAAAGGGGGCCCAAAGCAGUCGGCGAACUCUGGUGUCGCGGCCCCAAUGUCAUGAAAGGUUACUGGCGCAACGAGAAAGCUACCAAGGAGACCCUCACGCCAGACGGCUGGCUCCGAACUGGAGACAUCGCUUACGUCGACGAGGACGGCAAGUUCUUCAUAGUAGACCGAAUGAAAGAACUCAUCAAGGUAAAAGGCAACCAAGUUGCGCCCGCUGAACUCGAGGCCCUGCUGUUGGAACACCCAGGCAUCGCAGACGCAGCAGUCAUUGGCAUGCCAACCGAAGACGGCGACGAGAAGCCUCGUGCCUUCAUCGUCCGACAGGUCGGCCUCGCCGGCGAAAAUCUCACAGGCCAAGAAGUGCAGAAGUUUGUCGAAGAAAAAGUCGUCAGGUACAAACGCCUGGCUGGUGGCGUGGAAUUCCUUGACGCCAUCCCCAAGAACCCCUCCGGCAAGAUCCUCAGGAGGCAGUUGAGAGAUGCAACGAGGGAGAGGCUGCGGAAAGAAGGCGCAAGGUUGUAG
Messenger RNA from Exophiala aquamarina CBS 119918, 1698 nucleotides. Its product is annotated as 4-coumarate-CoA ligase. Bases 1 to 1698 code for a protein of 565 amino acids. Gene Ontology annotation, molecular function: CoA-ligase activity. The transcript is spliced from 2 exons. The record is from RefSeq and is a predicted model, not a curated record. Gene Ontology annotation, biological process: secondary metabolic process. Lineage: Eukaryota; Fungi; Ascomycota; Eurotiomycetes; Chaetothyriales; Herpotrichiellaceae.